This is a messenger RNA of Osmia lignaria (orchard mason bee), 2292 nucleotides long. It is a transcript of the gene Nemp, whose product is annotated as Nuclear envelope integral membrane protein. Gene Ontology annotation, cellular component: nuclear envelope. The record is from RefSeq and is a predicted model, not a curated record. NCBI's taxonomy places the organism in Eukaryota, Metazoa, Arthropoda, Insecta, Hymenoptera, Megachilidae.
AUGCGUACCGUUUCAUGUUUUCAGCUGAUAUUACGAAAGAUUAAUUUCUAUAAGACAAAUAAGAUGGGCAAGAAAAUAAUUCAACAAAGUGCAGUUAUCGUUUUAUUCAUCUGUUAUCUUUACUUAUCUCAUAUAGAAUCUGCGAUGAUCAUGGAAUCAACACACUUUUUAAAACCAGAGGACGUGUAUGAAAAUGACAAACCUGGAUUACAGAUAUUUUGUCACAAUGCUAAUUCCAAGUAUUUGAUACACAUGUGGAGAAGUUUAACAAUGCAUUUAAAUACAAAUAUAGAUAAUUAUGAUAUUUAUGAUGGAAAAAGUCCACAAGAAGUGAUGGAAAAACAUGAUGAUAAUCAAAGAUCUUGGAACUUUAAUUUCUUUAGUACAAAAAGACCCAAGAAAUUUAAGAUGAAUCCAUUUGAGGAUGUAUGUGUUGGUGUAUAUGUGUAUCCUUCAAACUCACACAAAUACAGAAUAAGUAUGACACAAACACCUAUGGACAUCUCCAAUCUGAUAUUAAUGUUACUUGGUGCUAUGAUAUAUUGGAGCGCUCGUAAAUUAAGCGGAAAUCCUAUAUUUUAUUAUGUAUGCGGGAUUACGCUCGGAGUUACUACUUCAAUUAUAAUUCUAGUAUACUUUGUUAGCAAACUACUACCAAGGGGUAAAAUUAUGUACCUGAUGGUUGCCACUGGUUGGACAAUGAGCUUUUAUCUCAUCCAAGCAUUAUGGGACAACGCUCGAUUGAUCGCAGUACAAUACAGAGAAUACGUCACUUGGUACAUACUGUUAACAUCUCUGAUCAGUUUCGUAAUUUGUUAUCGUUUCGGUCCAGUUACAAAUGUUAGGACGAAGAAGCUUAUCGAAUGGUGCUUACAGAUAGCGGGAUUAAUUAUGAUGUACUAUAGCAGUUAUUUUCACGAAGCAUCAUUCUUUUCCUGCGUCGUAAUUGUUCUUCUUUACAAUUUUCCAAUCGUACUGAUUCGAAGAGGGAGAAGUUAUUGGAAGAGCAUGUUUCCUGACAGAAGGAGGUUGUUAACCGAGAAUGAGUAUCGUAUAGAAGGAAUAAAAGAAACGAACAAAGCGUUAAACGAACUGAAAGGAUACUGUUCCAGUCCCGACUGUAAUCCAUGGAAGACAGUUCUAAAAUUAAAAGAUCCAAUCAGAUUUGCCAAAUUUAUGGAAGGCGAAUCGCAUUUGUCGGAAGACGAAUCACGAGAAUACGAUGCUGAGAUCACAAGAAUUAUAGAGGAAUGCGAGUAUACGGACGAGGAAGAUGAUUUUUAACGAAAUUUACGCAAGGUAACUACCCUUUUAUUAAGACUAUUGCCGACAAGUACAAAAUGAUGUAAAUACGUACAGGGGAUUUCGUCAAAUUUCAUACGACAUUCGUAAACGUUCGAAUUGUAAGAAAUAAAACGUUUACUGACUUAGAAUCAUUUCAUGUAAAAUAGUUAUUUAAAAUGUUUUUUUCAAUAAAACCGGUGACCACGACUUAAUUGUUAGUUGGGUACAAGUAGGUACAGACUUUCCCGUCGAUGUUCGAAUCGAUUCAACAACUGUUUCGCAGUUGUAUUUUACCCAAUACACAACAAUUUCAGUAGAUAAGUGGAAAGUGGUAUGUGGAAGCGCGAACUAGUCGUUAAGAUGCAUGUCGUGACUUGUUAAAAUUUGUCACAGCCCUUCGCGAUCGUAUUCUUAUCUUGUUUGCGUGACUGCGAUUGACCGUAUUCAUUACCCCAUGCAUCCCCCCUAUAGUUUGUUCCAGUUAUACUUUUGCGAAUACGAUUUCAUACCUUAGUUCGUUCCAAUUAAUUUCCAUUUCAUCGAGAGAAAAUAUGUUUGAAAUGCAAGCUACGCGUUUGUACACACGUGUUACGGGCUAGAGAUUUUCACGUGUAACGAGGGAAGAGUCGUGGAAUACCUACCACCGCGAGAUAAACGAGAAAAAGCGAAAGCUUUGUUCAAGAAACCGAAUGUGGGUCAGUAAUCAUCGGAGUCUCCGUUUCUCUUUCUCCUUCUUUCUUUCCUGUUGGAUGGACGGAAUAAAAGCAGGACGGUGAUUGUCGCACGAACAGCGACCAUUUGUUAGUUUUUCCGCCUCCUCCGGGCUUUCCACUUUCCUCUUGUUUCGGUACGACUGGUUUUCGCGCUUCCAACAUCCCAGUUAUUACUUGGCCGUGCAAACAGCUUGGUCCUGUCGUUCCAAGGAAUCGGGAACACGUAAUAACACGCGAAUCCGAGCAUCUCGAUCCUCCUAGUCUCCCGUUUCUUCAUUUCGCUGGUUAACGCAAC